CUGGAGCCCUCUUCCCUCCCGUUCCCCAUCACAACUCAACUGCCUGCGCCUUCUUACCCAGGGUUCGUAGCAUUCCCCUCCACGUCAACUCCGAGUUUGGGUUCUCGAGCCCGAAGUAUUACUUGCCCGUCCCGUGCAAACUUUUGAUUAUCAAACCUUCAAGAUUGGUUACUCUCUCUAACAUUGUGGGUCUAGUAUGAGCGUACGUCAUACGUCUGCCUGGGCCGUCGUCAUGCUCUGCUAAGGUGAGCGUCCCAUAUGUGCGCGAUCGCAGUUACCGGUAUUGUGAGAUAGACUAUGGUAUCUAACGUAAGCUAGGGGAGUUUGCGGGGUUUAGUCUUUUUCCGGUGGAUGGAUUGGUGCUGUACCGUACUCGAGCACCGGUAUGGUAUCAUACUCGGAUUGAUGUGUUGCAUGCGGCGCGGAGCACGAGUAGAGUGGGGGUUGGGUUGGAUGUGGCUGUGCGGGUGUGUGGGUUGUGGUCGGAUGUGGCCGGUCGGGUCUUGAGCAGGGCCUUGCUCGGGUUCGGCUGGAGGGGUCCUAGAUUGGGGUGUGAGUGCUCGAAUACGGUUUACUGUACCGGUACGGUAGUGAUGACGGGUAGGUGCUCAUACAAGUGCUGUAUCAUACCACCACUACCGUUUCCUGCUCCACUCUUCUCUGGUAGUGGUUCGGGGGAGGUUUUUUUUUCCGGGUUACCGGUAUCUGGCAAUGGGAUCAUACCUGUACAUGGCAAUGGGAUCAUACCUGUACCAGUACAAUGCUAGGACUGGCACCGCCCCAUCUUGCGUUUAUGGGGUUCGGGCUCUUCCGACAGGGGUUAGGCUGUGUGCCAAUCUCGGGAUUCCGGUGCGGUACUGUCGGUACUGUAGUACUGGCAUUGUACCCGGACUCGCGAAAAGCACCAAUUCAUGUGCUUUGCCCAUUCACUCUCGCCGUGAGGCUGGCGAGAAUGCUGGCAGCGACGGGGCUCUUGAUACUGUAACUCGAGCGGAUAUCUCGGUGAUGAACGCUCACACUAAGGAUCGGUAUAUUCUCAAUGAAGCGAAUCUGCCAGUUUGUCCACUUCAAAAUACCUGUACGAGUACUUUGACCCCCGACUGGGAACGGGUUGUGG
This is a messenger RNA of Tuber aestivum (summer truffle), 1117 nucleotides long. The record is from the annotation of a GenBank genome assembly. Lineage: Eukaryota; Fungi; Ascomycota; Pezizomycetes; Pezizales; Tuberaceae.